This is a messenger RNA of Aspergillus ibericus CBS 121593, 582 nucleotides long. RefSeq lists its product as uncharacterized. The transcript is spliced from 3 exons. The coding region runs from base 1 to 582 and encodes 193 amino acids. The record is from RefSeq and is a predicted model, not a curated record. Lineage: Eukaryota; Fungi; Ascomycota; Eurotiomycetes; Eurotiales; Aspergillaceae.
AUGAAGCUUGCUUUGCUCCCUACCCUUCUCUCCACUUCGGUGUUGGGCCUCAACAUUGGCCGCGGCCAUGGCAAUGCGCAGAUCACCUUUAUCGGCGCCGCGGGGGCCCAAUUUACCCAGGACUUUCCCAUUGACGGAUCCACGGUCAAGAUCACCAACCCUCUGAGUAUCUCCCAGAUCUACGACGGCACAAAAGGCACCGUCUGCACCUUCAACGGCAUCGAUCACAGCGUGACCACCGUGACCGGCGUGGGCCAGGUCGAUGUUGGCCCUCCGCAGACUCAAGUCCAGGGUUCCUGCCACUGGGGCUCCACGGCCCGAGGCUACCCAGACCACCCGGGUCAAGUGGUGAUCACCUUUGAGGGCGCCGCCAAUGCGCAGUUCCAGCAAACCUUCCCUACCAAUGGAGCCAGCACCUCCAUCACCAACCCGUUGAGCAUUUCCCACAUCAUCUCCGGAACUAAUGGCGUGCACUGCACCUUUAACGGUAUUGACCACAGUGUCACCACCGUCAGUGGUGCCCAGACGGUGGAUGUUGGUCCUCCGCAGACCCAGGUCUCCGGUGCCUGCUAUGUGGAUUGA